Messenger RNA from Kluyveromyces lactis, 1080 nucleotides. It is a transcript of the gene MRX8, whose product is annotated as translation initiation/elongation factor MRX8. Gene Ontology annotation, cellular component: mitochondrion. The record is from RefSeq and is a predicted model, not a curated record. Bases 1 to 1080 code for a protein of 359 amino acids. Lineage: Eukaryota; Fungi; Ascomycota; Saccharomycetes; Saccharomycetales; Saccharomycetaceae. The transcript has a single exon. Gene Ontology annotation, molecular function: GTP binding.
AUGAAACAAUGCACCAGACUUUUUUCGCAGUUGGAUGUUAAAUCCUUGGUGAUGAAUACUAAGGUAACAUCAAAGGAACAAAUAGUGAACCAUGACAGGCAGAACACCGAAAUCAGAAAGAAUAGGCACGCAAAGAGGCGAGACCCAGACAAGGUGAAAACAAUUAUAAAUGAUUUAUAUCAAAAACUUAAUAAGGAAUAUGCGCCUCUAAAAGCUUCAGAUUUAUCACAAGUCAAUUUUUUCUUCAACAAGGCAAAGGUUAAGUUCGAAUGGAGUGCUCCUACAUUCAAUGAUGUACCAGGUGAAAAGGUUAGGCGCUUGAUGGAAAAAAGGCAGCAAGCAAUACAAACUAUAAUGGAUGAAGAAAAUGAAUUUAUUGCAUCAACAACUUUCAAGAAAGGUUCGAUGACGUUACCUGUUGCGUCUGAGGAUGUCCCUCAGAUUAAUUCUAAUAAAAUGUAUCAAGGUAAGACGGGCGGGAUUCCAUUCGAGUUGAUCAACCAACUACCAGAAAUAGCGUUUUUGGGAAGAUGUAAUUCAGGGAAAUCUACUCUUUUAAACAGUGUCACUACGGAGGUGACAAGAAAUAGUUUAAACGAAUAUGCAAAUGCCUCCAAAAAGGCAGGUUUUACAAAGACCAUCAAUUGUUUCAAUGUAGGUGGGAAGUUUCGCAUCAUUGAUACUCCAGGAUAUGGUACUAAAGGAACUGUGGAACAAGGGAAAGUCACGAUGGAUUAUUUGCAUAAAAGAAGAGAGUUACGUCGCAGUUUCUUGCUAAUAAGUGCCAAUAAUGGAUUUAGCGAAUACGAUGCACAGAUGAUAGAUUUACUUGUUAACGAUGGAAUUCCUUUUGAAAUAGUAUUCACGAAGAUGGAUACCAUCAAAGACAUGGCGCAAGUAGAGAGCAUUAUUGAAGAAAGUAAUGUUCUGCGAUUACCCACAUCUCCUAGAUUCAUUUUCUUAAACUCAAUGACAAAUAAGCGCUGUCAAAAACGUUUCGGAUUAGAUGUUUUACGGUAUGUUGUCCUAGAAGCUUGUGGAUUAUUACCUGGGGUAAGACCUUCCAAGAUAAAGAAAUAA